GGCCCAAAUUCACUUCUCGUUUAUCGCUCGGCCAAGUCGUUUCUCUGGGUGUCGAUUGUCGUGGCCUACUAGGACCUUCUCCCCACCUCAACUUAGAGCACCUCCUCGGAAAAGGGAAGCAGUAGUUAAAAGUGCCCACGUACAGUUUUCGUUUUUAAUUUGUUGAGCGCAGUAUAAUUAGUGGUGCCCCCGAAAAAGCAUCAGGAUUGUGGGUGCAGAGUAACAGAAGUAGCGCCGAAAAAUAACUGUUGAUUUUCGAAAAAUCGUGUUUGCAAGAAUUUUAGUUUUCCGCGAGAAUCAUUUAGGUGAUUGUGAAAAUUGAAAGUGCUCUCUACAGUCGCGAUAGUGUAUAUAGUGUGAAAUAUCCCUCCUCGGAAACGGAAGGGGACAAAGUCGUUUUCCUUCGGAAGAGUGCACACAUUGACGAGUAUUCGGAAAAAGGAAGUUUAAAGGUGAAUCAACCUAUUGGUGGAACCGUCUUUUUUUGCAUACAGCUCAGUGAUAGCUUUGAUUGAACGGAAAAAAAUCGUUGCCGUUUGCAAGAACACAAGGUGCACUUGGAUUACGUCGAUCUUUUCGGUAAAAGUGUCUGCCUAGGAGUGUGUCGCCUCGAGCAAAAACCUGUUUAAUCAGUUUUUUCGAAACAGAAAAAACCGCCGAAAAUCGCACACCACUGGGGCGAUAUUAGUGAACUGUCGUGAUCUACUUCGGAGCAGUCCCAAACUAGGCGUCCAGAAAUCGCCGUAAGAGUGGCAGUUUUUUCAUUCGAAGUUUUAACAGAAAGAUGGAUCUAAUAAACGGUGUGUACGGAGGAUGGCGGUACCUGAUGGAUGAACUGUCAGAUCCCCGAACAAACGAAUGGCCGCUCAUGAGUUCUCCGUUCCCGACCAUUGCCAUUAGUUUGACAUACGCUUAUAUCGUUAAGGUCCUCGGUCCCCGGCUGAUGGAAAACCGAAAACCGUUCGAGCUGCGCAAAGUACUCAUCGUCUACAAUGCAAUUCAGGUCGCCUUCAGCAUAUGGCUCUUCUAUGAGGCGUGCGUUGCAGGAUGGACGGCAGGAUACAGUCUCCGGUGUCAACCGGUUGACUAUUCCAGAUCUGAGAUGGGAUUGCGGAUGGCGCGAGGCUGCUGGUGGUAUUACUUCUCCAAGUUUACAGAGUUCUUCGAUACGUUCUUCUUUGUGAUGCGAAAACGUUACGAUCAGGUUUCCACGCUGCAUGUCAUCCACCACGGCAUCAUGCCGGUUUCCGUCUGGUGGGGAGUUAAAUUCACCCCAGGUGGCCACAGUUCGUUCUUCGGUUUGCUGAACACGUUCGUACACAUCAUCAUGUACGCCUACUACAUGCUGGCCGCCAUGGGACCAAAGGUCCAGAAGUACCUCUGGUGGAAGAAGUACCUGACCGUUCUCCAAAUGAUCCAAUUCGUCAUGGUGAUGCUGCACGCCUUCCAGCUGCUGAUCUGGAACCCAUGCAACUACCCAAUCGCCUUCGCUUACUUCAUUGGUGCCCACGCUGUGAUGUUCUACUUCCUGUUCUCCAACUUCUACAAGAAGGCCUACACGCAGCGAAAGCCCAAGAAGGACAAGGACGACAAACUGGCCCUGUCCAACGGAAACCUCGAGUCGGAACCAAACAAGAACAUCGAAUCGUCCCCGAUCAGCUCCAGCUUCCCGAACGGAAAGAGCUCCAGCUUCUACCAGGCCGUCGGCAAAACCGUCGAGGACAGCUACUCGGCCACGAGGCAUCGGGUCUACGUGGGUUCGGUGAACAACUGAAGUGGCUUCCGCGCCGCAGAUUAUUCUUUCUGUGAAACCAAAAGCUAUACACUGACACACGCUUCCAUGCCCAAGUUUGAAUUCUAAAUUAUCACAAACACUAGUAGGAUGAUAACUGUUACAAAAUCUAUUCCGAAUCGUUAACUCGGAGUUAACGAGAAUGAUUUUCAUCGUUUGCCGCUAGGUGGCAUUUUUCUCUAUUUCAGCAACGAAUCUUUCCACCACUAUAGAUUUUCAUGCCUUAUAACUGGAGAGGAUACAAAUAAUCGCUAAAUGUACGUUAAGUUCUGAAAUAGCGCUGAUAAGCUUUAAAACAAACAAGGGUAGCUAAGCGAAAUGUCGCCGAUAUGCGGUAUUGAUGAAAGCUAUAAGAAGACCACAAAUGCAAAACAAGAAAACAUUUCGCCAAUCGUUCUUUUCCACCAGAUGGCAGCACCAGCAACGGCGACGAACACUGUAGAAAACGCCCGAAGGAAACGAACAGGACUCAUCAUGUUGCACUUGCUUCAAACAACUUCGUCUUAUACUAUUUUUACAAAUCACAACUACAUCAUAUUUGUAAUUUGCGUUAAUUUUUAGAACGAGCUAAAAAGAACGUAAGCUACUCACUCACGAUGAAAUGCGGCACGCCGAAGUAGAUAAACAAUAGAACCGGAAAAGCUUAUGUUUCCUAAAAGCAAAAACUAGCUUGCAACUAUUCCGCAUCUUAAAUGGACAUCUUUCCCAGCCGGACAAUCAAUUGUACUGCAUAAAAGCUGCUUAAUUGCUCUAAGAGAGCAAAUCAGCUGUUAUCCAGCAUCUGUUGUCUGUUCGGUGGCCGAUAGCUCGAACGGAAGAUCUGAGUUUCCUUCGAAACGUGAAAUACGGCGUGUUCGAAAAAGCCGUUACUGAAAGCAGACCAUGCUGGAAAACCAAUGGGGAAUAAGAGCGACGACAAAAAGAGAGAAUCAAAAGACAAGGAACCCCAACGACGUUCGUUUACAAUUUACUGUACUGUUUUUUUCUCGAAUUAGUCCAUAAGUUUCACUAGGGUAUAGUAAUUUAACUAGCACGUAAGCGCUGAAAGCUAAGAGAUUUGUAAAUAGCUUUUAAAGUUUUUAUGUCUGUGAAAGUUGUGACAUUUGAAAUAGAGAAGAAAUAUCACUCCAUUCAAUCAAUGCUUUGCACUUAGAACUCUUUCUCUGGACGGAUUGAAGUAAUUAUCAUUUACAAUCUAUUUUAACUCUAUUUUUUAAUUUUUGUUAUCAGGAUGCGAGUUCAAUUCUAGAUCAGGAAGAAGAAGUAAAUGGAUGAUUUCUGUUUCACAUAUACUAUAGUGACAAUAAUGCACAGACAUACAUACAGUACACAUACAAUCCCGAAGGUUGCACAGUCACAUGAUUUCGUCGUAUGAGUGUGAAAUUUUGGUUGUGAGAAGAAUUGAUUCAUGCUCAUGGAUGAGCAAUGAGCAGAGGAUAAACGAGAAGCUAAUGUAGGGAAUAAAAUUGCCAAAUGAAAGUGGACAGUGAAUGCGGAAUGUGUAAACGACUGAUGUGCAAUACAUAAUAAAACGAGGAUGAUAAAAAUUAA
Messenger RNA from Aedes aegypti (yellow fever mosquito), 3343 nucleotides. RefSeq names its product elongation of very long chain fatty acids protein AAEL008004 (gene Elovl7). The record is from RefSeq and is a predicted model, not a curated record. Gene Ontology annotation, cellular component: endoplasmic reticulum membrane. Lineage: Eukaryota; Metazoa; Arthropoda; Insecta; Diptera; Culicidae. The transcript has 8 exons. Bases 785 to 1774 code for a protein of 329 amino acids. Gene Ontology annotation, biological process: sphingolipid biosynthetic process; very long-chain fatty acid biosynthetic process; fatty acid elongation, saturated fatty acid. Gene Ontology annotation, molecular function: fatty acid elongase activity.